Pocillopora meandrina is the source of this 15480-nucleotide messenger RNA. The record is from the annotation of a GenBank genome assembly. Lineage: Eukaryota; Metazoa; Cnidaria; Anthozoa; Scleractinia; Pocilloporidae.
UCUUUCUCGGGACUAAUUUACAUUAUUUAACCUCAACGUUUUUUUGAAGAGGGUCUGAAUGCAAAGACUUUUUUGCUUCUUGAAAAGUCAAUUAAAAUAUUUUAAGGGACCGCUGAAUUAACUAUUUUGUGUGUGUUUGUCACAUUAAGGGCAGAUAUUAAUGAAUGUGUCACUUUGCUUUUGACAAGGUCAGCAGAGAAGACCACAAAGACCAUUGGUUAAUGUAAUUUCCGCCUCUACCCAGAACUGGAGCAUGUCACGACAGGAAAUCAGUGUUACUCGCUUGACCGGCAAUCCGACGUCGUCUUUCUUAAGUCAAGCUUUCGUGCCGAAAUUUAUGGGAAAGUUCUGGUCAGAGGAGCCAAAAAGGUCAGAGCCUUAUAUUAUAUUAUAAUCAUAUUAUAUUGCAUCCAAAAUUCUAUCGAGCGUCCCUCCGUAUGUGGAAAAGUUUAGUGCAUUUUGCACACAUUUGCAUUAAGUUUAACCACAACGAAGUGUUUGUCCUAGUUUAAAUCAAACGUCACGUAACGGCGGGCUGAGUAGAGUUUGGAAGAGUAUUGUUAUCCUGUUUUUAACUGAGAAAGUUUGUAAGCGGUGGACUCUUAAUUUAGUAAGCUGUAUUAUAGGAUGAUCAGUCCCAUAAAUGGGGCCAAGAAUGGCCCUGAAGAAGAACUACAUGUGUGUUUGCACUACUGAGGUGGUCUUAUUAACAAUGGUGACCGUAUUUUAAGCUCAUUUCAGUCUCACAAAAGUCCAACUCAGCUGAAGAAUAACUGAUCUCAUACAACAAAAUAAAGCGAGUCUCAAACAGAGAAUUUACGCAUGCAAACAACGUAGCGUUUGAAUAGUAAGAUUUGCCCUUCAUCAAAUUGGCAUUUCGCACGCUGCGAACGUAAUUUAAAGCGACAUCUGUACAACAUUUGUAAUUGUCUGCGCUGGUGAACCUUAUUGUGCCACUACGGAUAUUAUAAGUAUCCUGGUUUUUAUUAGGAUGUGGAUGCCCGGAAAAAAAGAAAAUCUCGAAAUACUCGUUAACUGGAGAGGAAAAGUUGGAGUUGUUCGAAACAUGUUUAUGCCGAUGAUAUCGAUUUAAUAACCGAAUUUAAUUUAGGAUAUUAAAAUACAAUUUGGCGUUAUGUGAUCGCUCGAUUCUAAUUGAUGUAUACAUGUCUUUCUGCAGAUCAAGUUUACUCACAUUAUUGAAUAGAGCUGAUAUAAUUAAUAGCGAUCCUUUAUUUUGUUUAUCGAUUUUAAAUAAAUCAUUCGUUCUGCAUCAAAGUUAUUAACUGUUAAACGAACUAUUUUCGUAUUUAUCUUUACAUCUUUACACUAGAUUGUUGUUCAUGCACUGAUCACCAUCCUAACAGCAUAGAAAUGACUCAAGGCCGCGUCAUUGUUGUUCUCACCUUCUUGAGCAUCAUCUUGGCUCGUUCCGGUUGGUAGAAAAAAGUUACUUUAGUUUUGUUUCAGAUGCUAUACUCACAGCCGAAUGAGAAUACAUUAUAAUAACAUUUUACUCUUGCGGAGGAAAGAUAAUAAUCAAAAGCUAUUCAUGGGAAACGGAUUUCUACAAAGCUUAAGUUUGAGACAGAAUCCUUGUCAGCUGAAGAUCCAUGGAACUACUACAUCAAUAUGUAUCAUAUGUAGAGUUGAUUCCGAAACACAGAAUAAAAAAGUCAACCAUUUGACGUUUUGUGUAAGGUUUACAAUUAUUUUCACCUACUAGUUUGAAAAUUGACUUGAAGGCGAGUCUGUUGAAAUUACUAAAUUUUUAAAAGUUUGAUUUUCUCUCGAUCAGAUUUUUCUGAUGCGAAAACUCUUCGAACCAACCAUGGAAAAGUCAACUACACAGAGGCAGAUAAAGAAUGCAGAUCAAAAGAUUUUAGAAGUCAUCUUGCAAAAAUUCAAACUAUCGAAGAACUUCAGUUGGCUAAAAAUGUAUCAAAUAAUACUAACGGUGUAAAGUACUGGAUGGGUCUCAACAUCUGGUGAGUGGAAAUUGUCAUGGCGUACUUACGCGACUUUUAAAUUGUUUAGUCCAACCACCUCAUACUAUGCAUGAGGUAGUUGGUAAUAACAUGAUAACCUUUCAAUUUUUUGCAUUUUUUCUCUUCUUUUGUCAGCGUUUCUAAAUUGGUUAUGGAUACGUUUGUUGCAGGAAUGGUACUUGGAAAUGGAGUGAUGGAAAGGCUGCUUCUGGAAAACUUACCGAUAUUGUGAAAAAUUAUAAUGACACAGAAGCUUUGUCUAUAGAACCUAAGAUGUUCUGUUGUGUAGUAACCCAUGAUCCUUUCCUGGAGUGUACCAACUGUAGCGAGCAGCACGCCUCUCUAUGUGAAGACUUCCAAGGUGAGACGUGUGUUUAACACAGCUUAGCAAAUUUACUGAAAAAACAAUACUUCUGGCUUUUUUUGCAUUGGCAGAAAAUUUUCGGCGGCACAACCACUUACAAGGAUUAAAUAAAAAAAAAUUAAUUGCGCUAUCAAAUGAGAUCUUCCUCCUCAUUUCUAGUGAAUCAAGUUAUUGAAAAUGUUACUUUAAGUAUUAUCAUUAUUAUUUCAAUAAUAAUUGACAUUAUUUUCUCUUACCGAUAAACAGAAAAUAACUUCACUCAAGUGGAUUCUAAUGCAAGGUUGGUAUGCUUAACAGUUCACUGAUGUGCCAAAGCCCCUUCGCACAUUUUUUUUCAGCUUAAUCAUUUUAUUCCUUUUGUUGUGUUUUUUAAUCCUUAGCUGCAUUCCAGUAUUUCCUCCAGUUACUGCAUCCGCAAGAAACGCUUCCUGUAUAUUCUAUGAGUAUAAAGGCGAAUUUUGCAAGGAUAUAAUCAAAAGUUUGUACGUUUAUGGUAACCAAACGACACUGGAUCUUGGAGAAGUGGAAACUGAGUCAUUUAAUGCUUAUUUCGAAUGGUUUGACAUCUCAGAAAAAUGUCAACCUAUAAUCAAAGAUUUAUACUGCCGCUAUUACUUCCGGCCUUGCGACGAAUCCUUGGGCGAGCCUACAGAUCGCAGGAUUUGUCGCAGCUCAUGCGAUUAUUUGAUGGACGAUGUUUGCAAAAAAGAGGCGGAUGUUCUCAAAAUAGCAGUGGUUUCGUCCCCACACAUCGACUCAAAGAUGAUUAAUUGCUCGUUCUACCAACCUGCUAAUGGUGGAGAUGCUCCUGAGUGCUAUGAGUGGCCAGAUAUCCCUGGUGAGUGUUACACAACUACUAAAAAUCCUUUAUCGCAGGGACUUGGCCUGGUGAUGGGAAUUAGGAUUUUGGUUGUUUAACCAUAAAAUUUUUCUGAUCCCCCCAUAAAGCUCUGUAAAAUUUUUAUGACUCUCCCCCCAUUGACAGUUAAUAUUCUUAGGUAUUAUUGUUGCAAUGCGCGCGCUCUGAUUGGUUGAGUAGUGUGUCAUGUGUCAUAUUUACAACAGAAUUCGAAAACACCUGAGAAAUUUUCAUUAAAACUAAUUAUUCGCCUUAGGCUCCAUGAAUAUUAUUGAAUAAUUCCCUCGACUUCGUCUCGGGGAAGUAUUCAGCAAAAUUCACAGAGCCUAAGACGAAUAAUUGUCAUACUUCACUCUUGUUCAUGGGUGCCUUUUUUUCUUUAUAACCAGAACAGAAUAGAACCCCGAAGCGAUUUUAUUUAUUAUUUUUAAAAUCAUACAAAAAUGUUUUUACCCUUUUGAUAGAUAGAUGGUUCCAGGCAAAUGAAAUGAGAAGAAGGCUUAAAGCUCCCACUAUACUUUUAAACACUUUGUGAUCGCUUUAGAAUUACGAGUACGAACACUCUAUAGCUAUGCAAAAGUAAAACACCUGAAGCUGUUAGUCUAAUCUUUUCACCCAAUGUUACAAUUAUUGCAAGCUUGAGUAGCUACGCAAACCACAGAGUUUGAUAAUUUCGCUCGUCCUUUCCUAACCUAUGCCGCAAUCUGUUUUUUCAUUCUUUUGCAGGUGACAACACAAACAGCAUAGGUCAGUCAUUUAUGUACUGUUCUUAAAUGUAAUUCGAUUACAGAGAAUUCCCGUCGCAGAACCGAACCGUGGAACCGAGGCACUAAUUUAGUGUCCUGGCCUCCGUUCCACAACUACAAAACGACUUCAAACAUUAAUUUGUCUCCCAGUUUUAACUAUUUUAUUUGUGCAGUACCUCAGUUGACGUCAUAAAUGCGUUUUAUUCAUCCAAGAUUGUUACUUUGGAGUCGGUCUUGGUUACCGAGGUAAUGUGAACGUCACCCGGUCUGGUCGUACAUGUCAGUCUUGGAAAUCCCAGUGUCCUCAUCGUCACUGGCGGGUCCCUGAAGAUGUCGCUGAAUCCAAAAAUGACUCGAACCUGUGUCGUAAUCCGGAUAGCAGUGCCCUAGAUGGACCGUGGUGUUAUACCACAGACCCAAACGUCCGAUGGGAAUAUUGCAACGUAUCUCGUUGUCCUCCAGGAAGUAAAGGUUAGUCACUGAUGUGGGGGAGGUGGAAGAGAUCACUUGAGAGAUAACUGCAAUAGAUUUAUAGAUUAUUAAACGUUUGCUCCUUCUGACCUAUACUAGCAAAAGAAAAAAAAGUAGAAAGAUAUUGACAGACAUAAUCAAUCAUGGUCACUUUCUAUCUGCGCAAAAUAUCACGCAUAUGAAAUACCAUGCAUAGCAUAUCUUGACAAUUAAGUCACCUAAAAUACUUAAUAAAGAAGAAAAAAAAAUUUAAAAUAUUGGUUAUAUGUUCAAGCACCAGGAUUUUCAGAGCUUUUGUUGAUGUUUUUCAUUCCGUUUAGGAAAACCGCCGCCGCCAAUAGACUUCAUAGUAGAGAAUGUGCAGACAAGAUAUUUGAUAUUGACUUGGGAUGAGCCAGUAAAUGCCAGCCUUCACCAAAUACAAAGCUACACCAUAGAGCGAUGGACAUCAAGAUCGAAGAACAUUACGAAGACAGUUCCUUACCCUGAGUCCAAAAUGAUCAUGAAGGACUUGGAACCCUCUACCGAAUACACUCUUAGAUUAUCAAGCAACAAUAUGUAUGGAAGGUCAGAUGGUGUAUUUUUAACACAGAACACACUGCCAGGUAAUCAUCCUAAACCUGAUGUGAAAUACAAACUAUCUGCAGAUUUAUCUUACGUCUCAGAGCUGUUAAACAUUUGUCUUUCAAUCUGAGUUUUCUUAAUCUCGUUAAAAAUCAAAUACAUUUGUGCAAGCGUCUUCUUGCAAAGAAUAAUUCAGUCCUCUUCCUGUUCUAAAGAGUUCUUCCAAAGUUAGGCUCUCGUAGCCACUUCUAAACUAAUGCGUUCGUUGUCUUUUUUCCAGACAGGUUUAUUGUGAAUUUAAUGCUGAUCAUAGUUUUGCCGCUGGGCUUAGCAUUUAUAUUCAUCGUGAUUGUUUGUGUCAAGUUUGGAUCAAAUUGCAAUUCCAGGCCAAAUAAAGUUUAUGAUGAGGUAAGUGCGUUUAAAUAUUUAAAAAGGAUUGAGUGGACGAAGCUGAUUUUCCUCUUUUCCCGCAGACAGAAAUUUCCAUUCGUCGCAACUGGGAGGAGAUUCGCAGAUCAGAUGUUAUCCUUCAACAUAAGCUGGGGGAAGGUGCGUUCGGAGAAGUGUUUAAAGGCGUGGUGUGCAUAAAGGGAAAUGCUAGGGCAUGUGCAAUCAAGAAGCUUAAAGGUAGGGAUUUUAAUAGUAUUCUAAAAUAUUGAUAGGAAAUGGGUCAACAGGUUUAUCGGCUCAUUUGGUUUAUUCGAUCGUUGUUCGUUUGUCUGACGGAUCGAUUUACUGAUAGUCUGAUUGAUUGAUUGAUUGAUUGACUGACCGUCUCAUUGAAUGACUGACGAAGCGACUGUUUUACUGAUCGACUGACCCACUACACUGAUCGAUUGAUUAAUUUUAAUAACGCAAGGGUGUUAAUAUAAUUAAUAAGAGGACUUUCCAUUUCAGCCAAUACUACAGAAAAAGAGAAGGAAGACUUGCUCAACGAGCUUCAAAUCCUGGUCACAAUUGGUGAACAUCCUAAUAUCAUAAGUCUUAUUGGAGCGUGUACCAAGUCUGGUAAUUAUUCUAGAGAAAAAUUUGUUACUGUGGUUACUGUAGUUGUAUAAUCUUCUAGAUUUACUGAAAAACUUUUUAAAGACUUUUGGCCUUCCUUUUGUCUUCCUAAAAGCAUACUUUCAGUUUUGUUCAACAGAACAAAUAUCUUAUUAAUUAACUCUCUUUUCUCGAGUUUUUGUAUUCCUCUAACAUGUUACUUUUGAUUAAAUACCUAGAAUCAAUUUUGGUGAUUGUUAGUUUGGCUCCAAAUGGCUGUUUGCUAAACGAACUGAAGAAGAACAGAGAAAAUCCAUACUACAAUGAUUCUAUAACAUCUGUCGGAUUCACACGCGUCGACAAAUUGAAGAUUGCAAGAGACGUCGCCUGUGGAAUGUCUCACCUCGCAAGUAAAAAGGUAGUGAUGAUACUGAAAAGCUCUAUUUAACCCUAAGGAACCUAUAAUUAGUUAUUUCUAUUUGGUUUUCUUUGGUAGUGUGUUCAUCGUGACCUUGCUGCAAGAAACGUGCUUCUUGGAGACAGGAAUGUUGCGAUGGUUUCCGACUUCGGCUUGUCACGUGAUGUUUACGAAAGUGGCGAAUACGAGACUUUAUCCAGGGUAUGACUAGUUUCCUCAAAGUUUAGGGAAAGGCGAGGGGUAUGGUAGAACUUCUAAGAGUUAUGGCUUUUCAACAAAGAUUGCUCUGCAUUCCAAAGCGUCCCCCUUGUAUUUCCUAUUAAUGCAUUAAUGAAUAUUAGCUUAGAAAUUUAUUCAUUCAAGUUACCUUUGGCAGUUUGUCCUAUCAUAAUUAACAUAGAAACUUAAGCAAUGUGAAAUCAUUUUAUUUCCUCCCCCCCCCCCGCCCCCUUUCAACAACACUAUAUUCGUUGUUACUGGUCAAAGUAUCCACACACUGAAAUGAUAAAAGAUCGUUGUUUACUUGUAUCCAUUGGAAUACUGGAUCAUCGUACGGAAAGUAAAACUUUCCAAUUUCUCCCACAAACCAGGGAAUGUUACCAGUUCGUUGGAUGGCCCUUGAGUCUUUGGACUUCUUCACAUUCAACACGAAGACAGACGUGUAAGGCAUAAUUUGAGAAAUCUUACUAGAGCGAGUCCAUUUUAUUGUCCAUUUCGUUGUUUUCAUAAAUUGACAUGUCUUAUUUGUCUUUAGAUGCUUAAGUUUCGAGCUGGUGCAAUACAGAAAUCCCGUGUUGCAUUCUGUCUAGCAAAUAGGUUCAAUGUUGCGGUUGGUCUGUUUAGUAAUCACAGAUGACGUCAAAAUGUGGUGAGAACAAAAAGUGACACACGAAGUUCUUAUCACGUUUUGAUGGUUCCUGUGACUCAUAAAUAAACCGAACAACAUCAAAAUGGAAUAUAUUUAUACCACAAAAAACCCUAAAUGUUGUUGAUUUUACCGUCAUCUCUACCCAUGUCCUCCAAAAGAUUAUUGUUUGAACUAAACGUAAUGCGCCGAAAAAUUCGGCCGAUCAUAUUCGAAACAAUUGUGCAUCCUUUAACCAAGUAGGAACGAGAUGAUUUGUCGAGGAGAUGAAAAACUGCGGGAAAUGGAAAGAAAACUGGGUUUUGCUGAAAACGUAUUUGUCGUUAUUGCCCUUAGAGACUGCUACGAAUAAAAAUUGAGAAAUUUUUGAAGGAGUUAUCGUCUUAUUAUAUUUUAAAAUUUGGAAAUCAAGUGGAAAAAAACAUCAUUGCGCAUGAUAUUUUUGAUAGGUGGUCGUUUGGAGUGCUUCUAUGGGAGAUCGAGUCAGAAGGUGAACGCUUUAACUUAUAUUUGAUAGUCAGUGCAUCAUUAUUACUUCCCCAAGUGUUAUUUAAGUGUCCCACUCUAUAAACUGGACUAAGUUCAUUGUGCCCUCACUAGUACGUUUUUUUUUUCUUAUCAUUCCUUGUCAAGGUAUAAUGCCAUAUUGCGAACUUGGAGGAGCAAUGGAAAUCAUCGAAUAUCUACAGUCAGGACAAAUUUUAGCGAAACCGGAUGGAUGCCCGAAUGAAAUGUAAAUAAUCUUUCAAAGAAUGAAAAUCAGCUCUUAUAUAUAAUGGCUCGCAUUUGAUCGUGGGCUGGCUGACUAAACUUAAUCUUUUCCUCUAACAGUUACGAGAUAAUGAAGUCCUGCUGGGAUCUGGAUCCGAUGAAACGUCCAUCAUUUGUAGAUCUUUUGGCGUCACUAGAGAAAGAACUUACUAAAACAAAAGACGUAAGGAAAUAAUUAUCAUGACUGGUUCUGUUGAUGAUCAUGCGCGAAUUAGUACAAGGAAAUGGAUGGGGGAGUUGCUCUUCACCGCUAUCAAAACGUAUGCUCAAUAAUGUCUGUUUAAUGUUUUUCCCUUCUAGGAUCUGCUGAAAGAUAAGAGCCUCCUAGUUAAUGAAGCAGGGUGGUACUUCAGAUAAAAACACGGCCAUGCAGUGUAAUGAAGUCACUGUUGUUACGUUCCCUUGUCGAGGGAGAGGGAAAAGUUAAUAAUUAGGAAUUAACAAUAAAUCCCUCACACUGUUACAUCAAUGUAUGUACUACUUAAAAACCAUAACCUUGCAUUAAAAAAAAAAUUCUGUCUUAUAUUACAUACGCCAUGAGGAAAAGUGCAAAUUUAUUUUCACUUAAACUGAUAACUUACACCAAUAAUAGUUAUCACUAUAUCUGCCCCUACCUUUUGGUGAUGUAAUUUUUUGAUAAUAGAAAAUGUCCCGAGAGUUUUGAGGGAGAUUUCUCAUGUAGUUAGUAGAUUACAAUAAAAUAUCAGUAAAAAAAUCUGUGCUACAAAAGAGAGCUUCUCAGAUGGUUUUGAGUAAUUUUGGCAACCAAGAGAUUGCUGCCUAGCUUCGGAGAUCGAACAAACCUUUAAAUGUCCCGACCUCACCUUUUUUGUCUUUAGAAAACUUGCAUCUAAACGUAUUGAUUAGUCAGUAAUUCAGUGCAGAGAUAUUAUAUAGAAACAUUUAAUAUCCAGUUUCAUCUUUGUUAUUUCAUAACAUUUGCACAUUUGCCGUAUAUACUGCUGCGUCAGUUUCCUUGUUUAACUUCAUCAGUUGAAAGGAAGCAUUGACUCGUAAGAAACAGUUUUUGAGCCGAUACAUUGACUUUUACAACCGUAAUAUUGCAGUAUCUUUGUACGGAAGGGAAGUUAUUAUUUUUAUUUUGAUCAUCAUUAUCAUUAUUAUGGAUUAGCCGCAUCUUUUCCCUUGUAUUCCCUUUUGUUACAGACAGUGUAAGUCAAAUGAUUACUAAACGAUGUCACUUGAUCACUUGUGUGAAACAAAAUGAUCGCAAAACGAUGUCACUUGAUCACUUGUGUCACAAUCAGGGUUGGUGGAGCAGAAAAUAUCUCGGACGCCAAAUAGCAAAUUUAUUAACUUCUGAUAUCUUCGAUGCGUGCUCCCAAAACGAUUCAAAGAAAUAAAUGUGACCGUCACGCGGUUGAUUUUCAGCGCGGAUUUUGCAACAAGCAGGAACAACUCUCCAUUAAGGUCCUUUUUCAAUCGAACAAUAUAACACACAAUUCAAGCAAUCAUGUGCAUUGAAUUGGUAUGCUAAUAUUGCGGUUCAGUCAACACUAUAAAGUCUACCAUUUAUUUCCACUCGAGGCGUAUUUGUAAUUUCUGAUUUAUUCAUUCUACUGCACUGUCGUACAUAUCCGUUGAAUCCGAAACACUUCAACCCAAUAGACCACCUACAGUUAAGGAUCAUUUCUAACACACCUCGUUGAAAAAAUAUUCGCCCAUGACACAAAAACGAAGCAACUUAAUUCGACUGAUCGAUGUUCCAGUGUAUAAUUUGCCUAUCAUCGGGACGUUUUGGAAAUCAUGUUAAUGUGGUAGCUCUAGGCGCCGGUGUUCUUUUCUUUACUAGUCUGGCUCACUCUUGGCUGUAGCUAAGCGAAUAGCAGUACUCAGGAAAGUUCAUAUCGAAAAAAGAUCCAGAAACGAAUGCAAAAAUUUUUUUGGAAAAUUGGAAAUCAUCGGAGCACAACAACUAUUAUUUUGCAUUGUUGUGGCAUACGUAUGUCACACUAAGGACAGGCAUUAACGAGAAGGGAAUGGAGACAAUAAGUUUUCGCAAUUUCCGCCUCUGCCAAGACCUCCCCUAUUAAGGUUAUUAACUUGUGUUGUUUUAGAACGGAAACAUGUCGUGACAGGAAGUCGGUGUCAUUCGCGCGGCUGUUCAUUCGAAACUCAAACUUUCGAGCUGAAAAUCAAAGUAAAGUUUCAGUGAGUUGUGCGUCGUAGAGGUCAGCCUUGUGAAGGAAUAUAGCAGUCAGCAAAAAGGUAUUCACUAGGUUGGUAAGUUGGUAAGUGGUUCAUAUAAGCUCAUUGCCGCUUCCCUGUGUGCCCUGGGUGAAUGUACUUGCUUCUAAACUUUUUUAUUGGAGAGAAAAGGGAAUUUUAAACCAUUUUGUUUUAGAAACUCAGUGCAAUUUAGAAACUUGGUGCAUUUGGACGAUAAACAUUUACAUUUAGUGUACUCAGGUUAAACGUCACGUCACCGCGUGUUAAAUACCAAACAUAUUCCUUAGAGCUUUGGCAUUUCAUUGUUUUUCCUGUUUUUAGUUAUUUACGGUGGAAAACAAUGUCUAGAUAGAGUGUGUAACCACUAGUUAUUAAGAGAGCAGUAUUUUGGGGCGAUCAGUUUAUUUAUUAAGAUUAAGAAACGGCCAUGAAGAACAACUUUCUAAGCAAAACUAACUUGGAUCGGUUUAUGGCGUUAAAUGUAUUUAACGCUCAUUUAAUUCCACAAAAUCUAGAAACCUAUCUCCACCAAAGCGGGUGGGAGAAGGGACGAACUGAUCUUAUACUACAAGGUAACGAGUCUAUUCAGAAAACGCAGCGUGGGAGUAUGUAGGUUUGCCCUCAAGCAAAUUGGCAUCAUACGUGCUGCGACCAUUGUUUACUGACGAUUACAUCGUUCAAGCAGCCUCUAAGGAUCAGAGGUCGUAAAAAUUAAUUACUUAUUCUACUUGUUAUUGGGAUACCCAUGGAAUAACAUUACUUCUAAACUAUCAUUCUUUAAUAGAAGAGUUAAUUAUGAAAAAUUUGAUCUCAUUUAAAAGAAGGAAUCGGAUUUAACUCUCAAAAUGUUUUAUAAAUUAUCAAACAAAAUAGUCAAAGAUAAUGUAGUAUCGACUGAUCUGUCAAUACUGAUUUAUUCACGUCAUAUUGCUACCACACUUUCCGCAGGUCGGUAAUACACUGAUCUUUUAGUUGAGUUGGAGGACUCAGUAGCUCUUGUGUAGUUUCGUUACUGAAAAAAUUUCAUUUGAUCAUCAUUUCGUGACCUCGAAUUAAUUGCUUCUUUAUCUUUUCAUGUCACAUUAGAUUGAAAUGCUUGUACUGGUAACCAGCCUUACAGCAUAGAAAUGGCUCAAGUUCGUGCCAUUGUUGUUCUUACCAUCUUCAACACUAUGAUGGCUCAUUGGGGUCGGUGGAAAGAGGGAUUUUUAUUUUUCUUAACCAUGAUACACAAACAGACGAUACAUGGUAAUAGGAGCAUAGGGUAAAAUAUAGACUGGACCAUUGGAUCCCUGGAUUACUGGACUAUUUUUUGGACUAUUUUUUAGAUAAUUUUUGGACCAUUAUUUGGACCAUUUUUUGGAUCUUUUUUGGAUUAAUUUUUUUAGACCAUUUUUUGGACCAUUUUAUUGGGGAAGAGGAUGAAAGAAAAUAAUUUGUAUGCUCAAUAUAAUUUGUAUGAUCCAUUUAAACCUCCAUUAAUCAGUAGCAUUUUCAAAUACAACGUCUUCCACCCCCCUCAUGUAACAACAGUCUGCCUCCCACCCCUUCCUGAGUACUGAUAAACUGCAUCCCACCCCUCCUUAAGUACUUAUGGUCUACCUCCCCCCGAUAAAAUGGUCCAAAAAUUGUCCAAAAAAUAGUCCCAAAAAAAAAAUAGUCCAAUCGUCCAAGGGUCCAACAGUCCAGUCCAUAUUCUAUCCUAUGCUGAUGAUAGGAGAUGACCUUUAUAAAAAAAACGUUUUAAUUGCCAAUCGUGUCCUUCACAGAGAUCUUUUCACGUUCCAUGAAGUGAGUGACGGAAUCUCUAUGACAUAAGCGACGAUCAUUUGGAUAAAGAAAUAUGAUCGUUUAGGCUUUCACAGAGCUGUUCACGAUAAGAUUUUCUUUUGUCUCGUCUGGCUUGGCCGCCUACUGAAUUAUUGAGAUUUCCCGUGGGAGCUUACUGCUCGUCGUAACAAGAAGAAGAUUAAUUAAAUAAUUUUAAUCUAGUUUAAGCAUUUAUCAUCGCGAUAAGAAAAAAAUGGAAUUUUAAUAUUAAAUUACUGUUUUGUUCACUUUUGUGACCUGCAGGCGCUUCUGGCGUAAAAACAUUCAGAGUUCACCACCAAAAACGGAAUUACACAGACGCAGACAAAGCAUGUAAAACAAAAAACCAAAGUGACCAUCUCGCAAAAAUUAGAAACGUUGACGACCUCCAGUUGGCUAAGAAUAUAUCAAAUACCACUAACGGCAAGAAAUAUUGGACGAGUCUCCAUGUCUGGUGAGUAACAAUUAUUUAUUGCGUACUUAAGUCAUUUUGACAAAUAAUGUGUGUCGUAGUUUGAUGCCAUUAGUAUUACUAAUUAACAACCAUUCACUGACAGAUGUGGAGGUGGUUGUCUUUUUUUUCUCCAGAAUAUACUAAAACAUUGAGAUGAUCUGUAAAAAGAAGAUAAUCUUUAGCUCAUUUGUUCCUGUAACGAUGACAAUGUUUUCGGGCGCAAAUCCCGCGCAAGUUGCCCCGAGGAGCAUAGCAAAGGAUAUUUAGAGUUUGAGAAGCCAAUUAUGGCACGUCUUCAACGCUAUCCACUGUUUUAGUAAACAUAUGAUAAGGGCCCUCUUGAUUACUCUAUCUUUACGUUUGCACAUUUUAAUGCUUUUUCUUUUCUGGGCACGUUGGACAUGUCCGCUACAGGAUUGGCGAUUGGAAAUGGAGUGAUAACAAUACGGCUGGUAUACAACUUAUAGACGUUGUGAACAAUUUUAAUCGUACAGAAGCACAGUCUAAGGAACCUAGGAAGUUAUGCUGUAUGGUAACCCAUGAUACUCUCCUGGAGUGCACUAACUGUAGUGAGGAGCACGCCUUUAUAUGUGAAGAUUUCCAAGGUGAGAAAUGAUGAUGAAAUACAGUCCAGCAACUUCAUUUAUGAUUCUUGCACCAAGAAAUUAUGUAAAUUCUCUGCAUUUACAGAAACCCUAGUACGACAUCAUCAUUUCGAUGUAAAAUUUAAAAACUAGAUGAAAUGUUAUCAAAGAUUUCCAAUUUUUUUAAAAUCAAUAUCAUUAUUUAUCCUUAUUUUCCUUCCACUGAUAAACAGAGAGUAAUUUUACUCAAGUGGACACUAAUUCGAGGUAAGAACAAUGAAAAUUUGACAAAAACGUUACGGCCUCUUCCCUUUCCAAGCUAAUUUUAAAGUAAUUCAAGCUGCAAUUCAUCAUCUCCCUUUUGUUAGUUAUUAAUUUGUUCGUCCUGAUGUCUUCCAUCAUUCAUUAUUUAAUUCUAAUUGGUUUGUAUAUUUUUAGCUGCGUUCCAGCAUUUCCUCCAGUCGAACCAUCUGCAAGAAACGCUUCUUGUAUAUUUUAUGAGUAUAAAGACACAUUUUGCAAGGACAUAAUCACAAGUCUGUAUGUUUAUGGUAACCAAAGUACAUUGGAUUAUGGUGAAAAGGAAACGAACACCUUUGGUGGCUACUUCAAAUUGUUUGAUAUCUCUCCGAAGUGUAGACCUGUAAUGAGAAAUUUGCACUGUCGCUAUCACUUUCCGGCGUGUGAUGAAACAUUGGACGAGCCUAAAGAUCGCGGGCUAUGUCGCAGCUCAUGCUUGUAUUUGAUGCAAGAUGUUUGUAAGUCAGAGAUGAAGUUUCUCACUGGAGCAUCAAAGGAGGCUCCAGUGUUCGACCAGAAAAUGAUAAAUUGCUCACUAUACAAGCCGGCUAAUGGUGGAGAUGCUCCUGAGUGCUAUGGGUGGCCAGAUAUCCCUGGUGCGUAUAUUACUCACGGUCAUCAUUAAUCCUUUCUGUGUUAUCAAUUUACCUGGGACUAAAAACAAAUCGUUGACUUAGACAAACAGAGAAACAUGAAACCAACGAGAAAAAAAGUUUAUCUGUAUACUUUGUUAACCAGUUCACAUAGCAGGUGUGUGGGGAUCAGAGCUUGUCAGAACUAGUAUCUCAGGCCUUCUAGUUCUGUUCCAAAGUUAAGCUCCACUGUUCAGGAAGUCGGUGCACGAUCCCAGAGAAUGAUGCUACUUUGUAAGCAGCGUCAUGGACAAGGCAUGGUGUCAUUCUCAAAUUAAACUUGGCGAACUUGUUUAUGAUCCUAACAAAAUAUUCGAAUAUUUUACAUUGCCCUUAUGACAGAAGGGGUGAUGAGGUGAAGAUAACUGGCAAGAGAACUCAGAAGAAAGCUACAGCUCCCGUUAUACAAUAGUAGACUUAAUUAUUGCACAAGCGGCGCGACUCUUGGUCAGUGGGAACAUUCAGUGCAACACUUCGACACCUAGAAUGACGAUAGAAUCCUUCAAAUUUUAGUAUGCACCCAAGAUUUACAAUUUUUUUUAAUACUUUGUUAUCAUUUCUUGACACGCACUCCAAUAUUUUUUCUCUUCCCAUAGGUGAUGACACAAAAACCACAGGUCUGCUUUUGAUGUUCUGAGUUUUGAUCUGUAUUUAAAUAACUUAUCUGAUACUGUCAAACCCCUAUUAACUUACGUAAUUGAGAACCACUUCACGCAGAAAAAGUCCCCAGUCAUUCGCUCUUCAAAGCCUUUGAGGACGGUAUUACCUAAGAACAUUCUCAGUGGUCUAAGUUAAAAGCGCGAAAUUAUGACAUUGUUUGUAGAAUAAGCUCCUUCCAGAUAUUAUAAUAUAUUUCUUUCUUUAAUGCAUCACUGUUGCAAACUGGAUGACUUUUGCACACUCUCGCCCUCCGAUCUAUAGCUUCAAAGCGAUUUGAAAGAGUACAUUAAUGUUCAGUGCACGGAUACUCCACGUUUGCACUGCCAUAAACUCAAAUAUCCAGUUUCUCUCAGAUUGUUACUAUGGAGUGGGUGUUGGUUACCGUGGAAAUGUGAACGUCACCCGAUCUGGUCGUACAUGUCAGUCUUGGAAAUCCCAGUGUCCACAUCGUCACUGGCGGAUCCCUAAAGACGUCGCCAAAUCCAAAAAUGACUCGAACCUGUGUCGUAACCCGGAUAGCAGUGCCCCAGAUGGACCGUGGUGUUAUACCACAGACCCAAACGUCCGAUGGGAAUAUUGCAACGUAUCUCGUUGUCCUCCAAGAGGUAAAGUCAACCACUGAGAAAGAGAAAUAAUUAGAGAGAUUGAAAUGUACAUCCAAAUAUAAGUUCAUCAAAAAGUAAUAUGUAUUAGAUAAUAAGCGGGUUUUUUAUGAGGAGAACUCACGUGGCUGUAAAUUUCAAAAUAAGACGCGGAAAAAGGUUUGGGUCAUAAUGACUACGCGACAACUAUCUCGAUUACACUGUCUCGAUAUUAAUUAG